GUUGAGGACAAUAAUAUUUGUGGUGGGUGAAUUGGAACAUCAACUCAAUUUUUUAUCUCAAUUUUAAAAGUUAAAUAUUCUAUUGAAUUUCCCCUCACUACUCUAGAAAUGCGUGAGUGUAUCUCCAUACAUACUGGCCAGGCUGGAGUGCAGAUGGGCAAUGCUUGUUGGGAGUUGUACUGCCUGGAACAUGGCAUACAGCCCGAUGGACAGAUGCCCUCUGAUAAGACGACCGGUGGAGGGGAUGACAGCUUCAACACGUUUUUCAGUGAGACAGGCGCGGGAAAACAUGUACCUCGUGCAGUUUUUGUGGAUCUGGAGCCUACUGUUGUAGAUGAGGUAAGGACAGGCACCUACCGUCAACUGUUUCAUCCUGAACAGUUGAUCACAGGCAAGGAAGACGCAGCCAACAACUACGCCCGAGGGCAUUACACCAUUGGGAAAGAAAUUGUUGACUUGGUUUUGGACAGGAUCAGGAAGCUGGCUGAUCAAUGUACAGGGUUACAAGGGUUCCUCAUUUUCCACUCAUUUGGAGGAGGCACAGGCUCUGGCUUUGCUUCUCUGUUGAUGGAAAGACUUUCGGUCGACUAUGGGAAAAAGAGUAAACUGGAAUACGCUAUCUACCCUGCACCACAGGUAUCCACGGCUGUAGUUGAGCCUUACAACUCUAUCCUGACCACUCAUACAACCCUGGAGCACUCGGACUGUGCUUUCAUGGCAGACAACGAGGCAAUAUACGACAUUUGCCGACGGAACCUCGACAUUGAGCGACCGACUUACACCAACCUCAACAGACUUCUUGGCCAGAUUGUCUCAUCAAUAACCGCCUCGCUGCGAUUUGAUGGAGCCCUCAACGUCGACUUGACAGAGUUCCAGACUAACCUCGUACCUUAUCCUCGGAUACAUUUCCCAUUGGUAACUUACGCUCCAGUGAUAUCCGCAGAGAAAGCGUACCACGAGCAACUGUCUGUUGGGGAGAUCACCAACGCUUGCUUUGAGCCGGCCAACCAGAUGGUGAAGUGUGACCCUCGGCAUGGCAAGUACAUGGCGUGUUGUGUCUUGUACAGAGGAGACGUUGUGCCCAAGGAUGUUAACGCUGCCAUUGCAACCAUUAAAACUAAAAGGACCAUUCAGUUUGUGGAUUGGUGUCCUACCGGAUUCAAGGUGGGUAUCAACUACCAGCCGCCGACUGUAGUACCAGGAGGGGACCUGGCCAAGGUACAGCGAGCUGUCUGUAUGUUGUCCAACACCACUGCUAUAGCCGAGGCAUGGGCUCGUCUGGACCACAAGUUUGACCUCAUGUAUGCCAAGCGCGCCUUUGUCCACUGGUACGUCGGUGAAGGCAUGGAAGAAGGAGAGUUCAGCGAAGCAAGAGAAGAUUUGGCAGCGCUGGAGAAAGACUACGAAGAAGUCGGUCUCGACUCAGUGGAGGGUGAAGGCGAAGGUGGAGAGGAUUAGAUUUUGUGACUCAAAAAAUUUAUAAUUUAAUUUUUAUUAAUUUUCAAUCAUUGUUGUCUGGAAUUUUCGGUUUUGGAAACUUAAACAACUUAAAGAAAUUUUUAAAUUGUUGAGGAUGUAGAAAAUUGUAUUCUUAUGCCGACUACAAAUAAUUC
This is a messenger RNA of Macrosteles quadrilineatus (aster leafhopper), 1613 nucleotides long. RefSeq names its product tubulin alpha-1 chain-like. Gene Ontology annotation, biological process: microtubule cytoskeleton organization; mitotic cell cycle. The record is from RefSeq and is a predicted model, not a curated record. Gene Ontology annotation, molecular function: GTP binding; structural constituent of cytoskeleton. The transcript has 6 exons. Gene Ontology annotation, cellular component: microtubule; cytoplasm. Lineage: Eukaryota; Metazoa; Arthropoda; Insecta; Hemiptera; Cicadellidae. The coding region runs from base 109 to 1458 and encodes 449 amino acids.